CAUUAUUGAUUUGUUAAUGACCACAAUUUGAGAUAGCCACACAUGUUACACAGCAUAAAAUUUGUUAAUUAUCAUAAUGACAAAAUCAUAUCAUUUUGUAGUUGUACAUAGAUCACAUCAGUUAGGAUAUCCAAUCGAUUCUUGAAAAUUUAAUACUUUUGUAACAGGGUAGCCGGCGUGCCGUAGGCGAUAAGGACCGUAAUGAUUAUUUGAUAAAAAGGUUGGAAGAAAUGUUCGCAAAACUGGAAAGGAGAUCAAAGAACACAGAUGCGUGGGAGGGUGAAGACGAGGAAGGGGAAGAAGAAAGAGGAGAGGAGGAAAGACGGCGAAAACCACAGAGACAAGCAAAAGAAAAGUUCUCACCCAACGUUAGCGAAACAGCCAAAGCCGGAGGACUUGGAGAUGCUGGGAAAAACGUAGAAAUGAUUCAACAGAAAGAGAGAAACAGAUUUUCCUUCAGAAAUGGAAUUAAAACAACAACCAUGGCCAAAGAUGGGAAAUUAAAGUCGGAGGAAGAGAUGAAACAAAUCAUGAACAUGGCCCUCCAAAGACAGGAUAAAAUGAAAAGGCGACGAAAACGCGGGACUAAAAAUGCUGAAAAGUUGGAGAAAAGAGAAGAAAACAUACUAUCCGUAAGUGAAGAACGUACCAAGUUUGUUGAAGUCGGUGCCAUUCAAAGACUGGACAAUUUGAACAGCACAUUCAAUGCAGAGGCAUUUGAACUGCAGACGGCAUAUUGCGAAAAAUCAAAAGAACAAAUGGAGGCUGUUCAUGCGGAAUUGAAGGCCAAGCAUUUGUCAACGAAGAGUUUUGACCUGGAUGGAGUGAAGAAAUAUGUCAGUGAAAUCGUUAAGAAGGCCCGGCAAAAGUUGCUUAAGGAGGAAACAGCAUUGCAGUUUCUGCGAGUUCAGAAAUCUAUUCGGAUUAAGCACGAGGAACACGUCAAACGCAUCCUGGAUAUUAGAAAGGCUACAGAAGCCGUUCAUGAGGAGCUGCUGACGUUAUUUACCUCGGGAGUGAGAAAACCAAUCAUUGUCUACUGCGAAAAGCAAAAGCCAAGAGGGAACAGAUGAUAAAUGUGCAUAAAGAACUGAAGGUACA
Molecule: messenger RNA, 1101 nt
Organism: Magallana angulata
Lineage: Eukaryota; Metazoa; Mollusca; Bivalvia; Ostreida; Ostreidae
Exons: 7
Coding region: 231-1073 (280 amino acids)
Source: RefSeq, a predicted model, not a curated record